Cheilinus undulatus (humphead wrasse) is the source of this 1926-nucleotide messenger RNA. RefSeq lists its product as uncharacterized. Lineage: Eukaryota; Metazoa; Chordata; Actinopteri; Labriformes; Labridae. Bases 101 to 1702 code for a protein of 533 amino acids. The record is from RefSeq and is a predicted model, not a curated record. The transcript is spliced from 4 exons.
GCGAUUUUAGCAUUUCGGCCCCCUCUCAUUAUGCUCAUACUACCACGUUCCGCGUGAACAACCCACUCUCCGUUUUUAUUGGUGCCUUCCGUGAGCGGGGAUGGGCACAGUCCUGCUGGAGCGGGUGCCACAACAAUGCCAGGAGAGGAUUUCCAUCAGGGACAGGGAAUGGAAGAAGAAGGCGGUGUGGAGCAACAACAGGCCUAAUGUGGACAGCAACAGAAUGGGUAGGCGGCAGUCUCAAAGGAAGUCCCAGCAGCCUCAGUAUUCGCUCCCAAAUCAGGAUAAUAACCAUGACAAGAGGCUGCAGCAGAGAAGGAAGCACAAGACCCACUCCUCCUCCAAACAGAAAACUUCCCAGCACAGUGCUCAGGUGACCAUGGAGACAAAGUCCCAUCCACCUUCCCCCAGAGAGAAUAAGAUGGAGCCAACCGCGCAGCCUGCUGCUCAGCGCUGUGGCCGCAGAGAACACAAGCACAGUGGUUACAAAGGCAGCAGACACACACCAGCCUUUCCCUGCCAUCGCCCAUCUGAGGCGAGCCCAGAGGUGCUAAGUAGACUGUCACCAAACCCAGGGGUUACCGGUAUGAGCAGCUAUGACAAAGGUGACAGUGACAGUGACUUGUCCGAGUCUGAGAGACUUCCUGUAUCCCCCUCUCGCUGGGAUCCUCCACAGCUUGAGUUGAGACCAGAGGUCAUUGAAGAUGAAGCUCGCUUUUCUCGCAGCUACAGGCCAAGACUACGCAGCAAUGGUGGUUUUGACUUCCCUGACUUCCUCCCCCCACCUUUUAACUCCUGGAACCUCAGUCAGCUGGCUGCCUUUUACAACAUGGAGGGCCGUGGGGGCCCGCGACCCAGACCUGUGGGCCCUUUGGAAAGGUACCUGGAGAGGCUGCUGCAGCUGGAGUGGUGUCAGAUUCAGACGGUACAGGAGGAGGGUGGGAAGUCCGCUGUGUCAGAUGUGACAUCCAGCUGCCACAGGUCGUCUGCUGCUGCCACGUCACGCCUCAGCUCUCCUAAGUGUAUCCUCCAGUGUCAGCGUGCCUUCCCCCUCACCUUUCUUUCCUCUCUAGCCAGCCACUCGGCCCUGCUAUCUGGCUGUGCCUGUACUCUCUGUCGAAUUCGCUACUCCACUUCCUGUGGCAGCUCAUGCUGCCGCUCCACGCACAGCCACGCCCGUCAGUCCAGGCUGAGCCCAACGUUGGAGCACAGGGGGCCGACAUCUCUUCCCAAAAGGAGCUACAGUGAGAGCCGGGUGCAGUCAACAGAGAGGAGCUCAGGUUCCAGAGCCCCAAGGUUCAGCAGCCCUACGGGAUCCAACAGCCACCUGAGGAGAAUGCAAGCCUCAGGAAACAUCCGCAACACUGCUCAAGGUGCUAACAUAAAGCCUCAUUCCACUCCUAGAGACUGCAGUGUGUGGGCCCCUUUCGGGGCGCUGUGGGAUGUAUGGGACUACAGGACUGGAGGGUUUAGGAGGAGGAGUGGCUCAGAGCAGAGAAGAAGUGGUGUGGAAAGACCUCAAGGUGCAUCAGAGAAAAGACGGAGCGGUUCAGAGAGUAGAAGAGGAGGGUCGGAGUACAGGAGGACAGCUGGGCUCAAGGAACAGGAGAUCAAACCAGACGCUGUCACUGCAAUAAUGGACAAUUUACCGGGUAAACAUUCUCCUCUGAACAGACCGAAACAGGUGGAGUUUGUUACAUAAAAGCAACUUGGUUAUUGUAGGUGUAAUCGAAAAGCCACAGACAUGAACACUAUUUUUAUGAUUUAUUUAUGAAUGUAGUUUCAGUUAUUUUUCAUUUUUGAAUUGUUUGACAGGAAGAGUAGCAAGAUUGUGAUUUUGCAUUUUAUGUUCCAAUAGAGGUUCUCAUCUCAGCUCAUUUAUGAACACACUCAGUUAAAUCCAAUGCUGUGAUUACAGUCAGAUAA